AUGCGCGCGACGCGACGACGGCGACUCGUCGCGGUCGUCGCGGGCGAUAGCACGGCGUGCGGCGUGGGAUGCGGGGACGACGGACGAGGACGGACGAGGGGCGAGACGGCGGCGGGGGAGGCGGGACCGACGCUCGCGCGCGCGUUCGCGCGAGGACUCGGCGAACGCAUGACGGCGGACGUCGAGUGGCGCGCGCUCGGGUUUAAGGGCGCGGACGUGCGAGGACUGAGGGAUAAGCUGAUACCGGCGCUGCGGGAGGCGACGGAGGGAGCGGGGGGACGCGGAGACGACGACGACGACGCGAGCGAGAGGGACGGGCGCGGGCGACGCGCGAGCGUGGACGCGGUGGUGAUCAUGUGCGGGCUGAAUGAUCUGAAACACUCCAUCGUGGGGCGACGGAGCGAGACGUUUCGAACCGAGCUGAGAGAGCUGGUGAGGGAGGUGCGCGACGUCGUCGGCGACGAGUGCGUGGUGGUGCUGCCGGCGACGCCGCUCGAGGCGGCGACGCUGUUUCCGCCGCCGUUGGCGUGGGUGGCGACGCGCAUGAACGAUUUGUGGGACGAACAAAAGGCGCACGUCAGUCGACUGUUCGCCCACAACGUCUUGUUCGUUUCAAAGCCGAGUUUAGACGCCAUGCGGGAACGCGCGGCGAAACACACCGGGCGCGUCGCGGAGAGCAUCUCGCUGAUUUGCGGGGAUGGUAUUCACCCCAACGACGACGGUUACGACGCCUGGGCGCGACACAUCGCGGAUGAGUGCGUGCCGAGUCUCGAACGCGCGUUGGCGGCGCAAAAAUAG
This is a messenger RNA of Ostreococcus lucimarinus CCE9901, 798 nucleotides long. RefSeq lists its product with no specific name. Lineage: Eukaryota; Viridiplantae; Chlorophyta; Mamiellophyceae; Mamiellales; Bathycoccaceae. The coding region runs from base 1 to 798 and encodes 265 amino acids. The record is from RefSeq and is a predicted model, not a curated record. The transcript has a single exon.